CUGUCACCCUCAGUUCUCCCUCAGAUCCCCCCCAGUGUUAUCCUCCUCUGAAGAGUUUUAUCUGAACUUCCCUGACAGCCGCUCAGAGAGCCCAGACAGACAGCAGAGAUGGCCGGAGUGACGGGACCCAAGCGACAGGACACCCGGAAAUUUUUCGAGAAUCUUUCUGGCGCCGGAAAAUCCAUCGCAGUCCUGACCAGCGGUGGAGAUGCUCAAGGUAUGAAUGGAGCUGUCCGGGCCGUAGUCCGAAUGGGAAUUUAUGUGGGAGCCAAAGUCUACUUUAUUCAUGAGGGGUACCAGGGGAUGGUAGACGGUGGAGACUACAUCAAGGAAGCGACAUGGGAAAGUGUCUCCAGUGUUCUGCAAGUGGGUGGCACCGUCAUUGGAAGUGCGCGUUGUAAAGAGUUUCGGACCCAUGAGGGACGCUUAAAAGCAGCUCAUAAUCUCGUUCAGCGUGGAAUCACUUAUCUAUGUGUGAUCGGCGGAGAUGGCAGCUUGACCGGAGCCAACCUGUUUAGAGAAGAGUGGAGUGGCCUUUUGAAUGAACUGAUUGAGCAAGGGCUAAUAGAUGAAGAGGCAGCCAAAAGUAAUUCUGAGCUUCACAUUGUCGGGAUGGUGGGAUCUAUCGACAAUGACUUUUGUGGUACAGACAUGACUAUUGGCACUGACUCGGCCUUGCAUAGGAUCAUUGAGGUGGUGGAUGCCAUCAUGACUACAGCUCAGAGUCACCAGAGGACAUUUGUGCUGGAAGUUAUGGGCAGACACUGCGGAUAUCUUGCCUUAGUCAGUGCCCUUGCAUGUGGAGCAGAUUGGGUUUUUAUUCCAGAGAUGCCUCCAGAAGAUGGCUGGGAGGAAAACAUGUGUCAAAAACUUUCUGAGAGUCGAUCUCGGGGUUCCAGGUUGAACAUUAUAAUAGUUGCUGAAGGAGCCAUUGACAGACAAGGACAACACAUUACCUCUGAUUUAGUGAAGCAUCUGGUAGUGAGCCAGCUUGGUUUUGACACCAGGGUCACUAUCUUGGGCCAUGUUCAGAGAGGGGGAACUCCAUCUGCCUUUGACAGGAUUUUGGCUAGCCGUAUGGGCGUUGAGGCAGUUUUGGCAUUGCUGGAGGCGUCUACAGACACCCCUGCUUGUGUUGUGUCACUAGUUGGGAACCAGGCUGUUCGACUGCCACUUAUGGAGUGUGUUCAGAUGACUCAAGAGGUACAGAAAGCCAUGGAUGAGAAGAAAUUUGAUGAGGCAGUGAGACUCCGUGGGAGGAGCUUUGAACAUAAUCUGACCACCUACAGACUGCUUUCUUCUCAGACUGCCCGCACGGAUCUCCCAAAUAGCACCUUUAACGUGGCGGUGAUGAACGUCGGUGCUCCGGCUGCUGGUAUGAAUGCUGCGGUGCGUUCUGCCGUGAGAGUGGGGAUUACAGAAGGCCACAAAAUGUUUGCUGUCAACGAUGGCUUUGAGGGAUUCUACAAGGGACAAAUCAAGGAGAUCAAAUGGGGUGAUGUUGGUGGUUGGACUGGCCAAGGAGGGUCUCUGCUGGGGACAAAAAGGACUCUUCCAGCAGAGCAUUUGGAUAAAAUUGCAGAGCAGAUGAGGAUCCAUAGCAUUAAUGCUUUACUUGUUAUAGGAGGAUUUGAGGCAUACGUUGGAUUACUGGAACUCUCAUCUGCACGGGACAAAUACGCGGAGUUCUGCGUGCCGAUGGUUAUGAUCCCAGCCACAGUCUCCAAUAACAUACCGGGAUCAGAUCUCAGCAUUGGCUCAGACACAGCUUUGAAUGCCAUUACUGAUACAUGCGAUCGCAUCAAGCAAUCUGCCAGCGGCACCAAGCGACGGGUCUUCAUCAUAGAGACAAUGGGGGGCUACUGUGGCUAUUUGGCCACAGUGGGUGGUCUGGCUGCAGGUGCAGACACCGUCUACAUCUACGAGGAGCCGUUUGACAUCCGUGACCUCCAGGCCAACGUCGAGCAUCUGACACAGAAAAUGAAGACCAGCAUCCAGAGAGGUUUGGUGCUGCGUAACGAGAACUGCAACGAAAACUUCACCACUGACUUCAUCUACCAGCUGUACUCUGAGGAAGGUCGAGGCGUGUUCGACUGCAGGAAGAACAUCCUGGGUCACAUGCAGCAGGGCGGAGCUCCAUCUCCUUUCGACAGGAAUUUCGGCACCAAGGUGGCAGCUAAAGCCAUUCAGUGGAUCACACGAACCCUUAAGGAGUCAUACAAAGAAGGGCGAGUCUACACCAACUCAGAGGACACUGCCUGCCUGCUGGGGAUGCGUCGCAGAGCAAUGGUCUUUCAACCCGUGGCACAGCUCAGGGAAGAGACGGACUUUGUUCAUCGCAUCCCUAAAGAGCAGUGGUGGCUGAAGCUCCGUCCUCUGAUGAAAAUCCUGGCCAAGUACAAGACGAGUUAUGACGUGUCCGACGCCGGCCAGCUGGAACACGUGACCCGGGUGCGUCCCAAAGAGAAGGAGACCCCGGCUGCAAUCUGAACCGCUACCGGAGGAAAGCUUUACUCUCACAGGAAACCGGCUUCACAUUUCAGUGGCAGCUGCUCACACAUUGAUUGAUUGACUGCAAAUCCAUUAGGAAAGAUUUAAAAGGAUAGAGAUUAAAUUUAAUAAAGGAUUUAUUGUACGAGUACGGCACUUUGCAGAAGGAAUAUUCUAUUUUUUAGAUUAAAGAGGGUCACUUGAGAAGAGCUUUAUUUAUUUUACGCAAUAUAACAUUGUGUUUAGAUAUUCAAAGUUAUUAUAUAAUAUAUGCACUACUCAAAUGUACUGUAUUUAGGUUUUAGUGCCCAAAAUGUAGCCAUGUCUACCGUAAUUAUUUCCCGAGACGUCUAUCAUUUGUAAACACAUCUCAGCUGAGGAUGAAAAUCUGUAAUUAAAUUCGGCUUUUUUUGUUUUUCAUAUCUACAUCCGCACUUUGAGCUGCAUAGCUAAUGUUAUCACCCUAAAGCUGCUUUAAAAAGGGAAUCAAUGUCUGGGGGAUCAUGCGCACCCUCCAAGAAUGUGUCCACGCGCUGGCUCUAAAACACUGUAACCCAGAUGGCUUGAGUGAGCAGGUCAAACGCUACCUGUACAUGUAUUUCGUGUUGUUGCCUUAUCUACUUGUAUCCAUCCUGGGCUUUCUGUGUGCACCUUAUAGUGAUUAUUUAUGACAGGCUCCUGCUGUAGCAAAGCGAUGUAUCUGGAGAACGUGUGGAAAAGCACAGUGAGUGUUAACUUGAUGUGUGUCCUGUUAAAGAGUUAAUAAAGCAUUUGUGUGAAAAUGCUG
Molecule: messenger RNA, 3277 nt
Organism: Cyprinodon variegatus (sheepshead minnow)
Lineage: Eukaryota; Metazoa; Chordata; Actinopteri; Cyprinodontiformes; Cyprinodontidae
Product: ATP-dependent 6-phosphofructokinase, platelet type-like
Exons: 22
Coding region: 109-2490 (793 amino acids)
Biological process (GO): fructose 6-phosphate metabolic process; canonical glycolysis; fructose 1,6-bisphosphate metabolic process
Cellular component (GO): 6-phosphofructokinase complex; cytoplasm; membrane
Molecular function (GO): identical protein binding; ATP binding; monosaccharide binding
Source: RefSeq, a predicted model, not a curated record